GACGAGGAGGAGUAAAGUAGCAGUAGCUGCACAGCUUUCUCUCUGCCUCUGAAGUACAAUAUUUUCUGUUGAGUCACAACUGAAGACAGAGAUGAAGUUUUUACUGUACUUGGUUGCUGCCUGGGAAAGGGAAAAGAUGCAUUGUGUUGGUGAAUUAAAGAAUUUCUGUUGAGGGGUACUCCUUGAAGCUGACAGGAUUUCUGCAUUUUUUGGCUUUUACUUUCAUUGGCUUCUACUGUUUUUUCUUUUUUUUCUUUCUUUUUUCUUUUUUUGCUUUUUGGAUUUUCAGAAGCUGUUUGCAUUUUUUUUUUCUCCUUUUUCAAAACAUGCCUUCAACUUUACGUGGUUUCUCAUCAUAGUGCUGCUGUGGAACGGGAUACUCUCGGUGCCUUCUUACAUUGCAUCCCCAGAUACCUGAGAUGGGACACCAGCAAUACGUUGAUAACCUCUGCAGCAAAAGUUCAUUACUUGGUGAACCUUCAUCAAGAUUAGGAAUCCUUCAAGACUUGUCUUUUCUAUGAGAACCAGCUGUUGUGUUCUGUUGCUUCUAUCCUAUAGAUUUCCUUUACAUUUUAACGUUUAAUUUUAUUUCGAAGCAGAAAGGUAAGUGAAUGACUGGAACAAAUGAAGUGGGUGGGUAUAAACUGCAAGUAGGCAGCAAACAAGCAGAACUGUUCUUUAGUUUGAGUGGGCUGUAUGCGUGUGUUUACUUUGGUAAUACAGCAGCUCCAUUGGAAGCUUACUGGAUUUAAACAUGUGCUUUGAAAAGACAGACCUCUCCUGGUAUGCUCAUUUGUGUGCUCUGUUUCUUAGUUUUCGUAUUCAGCCAUUAGACACUAAUUGUAGAUGUCUUAUUGCUGGUAUAAUUGAGGCUGUGUCUGUUUACUUCUCACACUUUUCUGUUGGGAGGGUUUGUAUCUCAGUUGGAAUUUGACAUCAAAAUCACUGUGUGAAGAGGAGUUAAAGAGAAGGGGAUUUGGGUGUAAUUUAAAUUUGAUCGCUUGAACAGCAAAUAGCUUGAGAGUAAUUAGAUUACUGGUUUGAUUCUUCCUUAAAUGUCACUUAAAAAAGGCUUGCUUUUAACCCGGAGUGUUUGUCAUUGGCUUGAUUUCCAGUGCAGAGAAGGUUGUGAGCUGAUGAGAUGAGAUGAGAUGAAAUGACUGGCAUGAAGGAGCAAUGAGGAUGCUAUGUACAAGCUGGUGAAUCAGAGCAGAUGGUGUGACUGUUUCAGAUAUCUUGUCAGUCUUCAUUCCUUUUAUACAGGCAGCUUUCUUUUGCUAAUGGAGAAAGCCCUUAGGGGAUAAACAUCAAGAAUUAAUACAGAAUGCUGAGGUCUUCUGUACUCAAGAUGAAAAGGAGAAAUCUUACAGAAGUAAAGCUUCAGCUUUUGCCCAGGAGGAUUUUAGAUGAAGAGCGCUGCUGUUCAGUAACACGAGCUGGAAAAUCCUAAUUGUUUUAUUAGCUGCCUGCAUUACCCCUUCCCAACCUCUCUGAAAGCUGCUGAACGCCUGCUCUAAAGAAGCGCAGGGCAGGUCUGAAGCAGAGAGCAGGAUCGUGUAGCACCAGUCUGUACUGCAGCUGUGCUAGCACUGCUCCGACAGCAGGAGUUGCAGCUCUUAAUUCAUCACCUUGGACUGCUACUUCGUGACAGAAUAAAAACUGGAUGUGAGUUGUGCAUUGGGAAGUGAUUGAUGUGUGCUUGUGCAGCUUGUAGCACUAUGAAAAACACAGGUGCAUCUCCUGAUGAUGUUUGCUAGAAGUAGAUUGAAAAAGCAAGAAAAUGAAAUUGCACUUCUGCAGAGAAAACCUGUUGUAAAAUUGUGGGCCAGGAAGCAAUUCCGGAAGCAAAGACUCCAGCUGUUUCUACGGGACAAAAUGAAGAGGCUUCUUCAAGGCCAAGCAGAUGAGAAUCCAAACCAUGCUCACCACUGCCAGCUCUCUCCAGUAGAGAUCGAAACGGACAUGUUUGUUUGUGGAAUGAAGAGGAGCUCUGCAAGCACUGAGUUUUCCACUGCUGGAGGCGACUUCCACCAGGAUGAACAACACGAUACCAAGGGCGUGAGUGAAGUGUGUGUUGGUGAGGUGGAACUGAACUGGGAUGGCUAUGUAAAAAUACCAUGCUCGGUUCAACAGAACAAGAAGGACUUGGAGGUAGAUUCUACUGGUGGUGUGAUGCAGACCUCUUCUGAAAGAAAGAGUAGAGUAUCUGAGGGGCAAGACCUUUCUUCUCUGAGCAUAACAAUGAGCUGGAGAGAGAUAGCUGAAAGGCAAGGGUGCUUUCCCCAGGAGAAGCCUGCUUCAUACAAGAGUCACAGACGACAAUCAAGAGAUCGCUCAGCAGAUGUGGUUGAUUAUAUCGUUAAAGAGCUUCAGGGAAUAAGUCGUAUCCAGACAGAGAUUGCAGAGCUCCGACAGCACCUCACUUUGAUAAAAGGCUCCGUCGAUGAAGUCUCCAGCUGUGUGGAUACUGUCUUGAGUGAGAUAGAAGGCCUGCAAGGUGGUUCCACUGCCAAAACUUCAGGUACACAUUCUCGGGAGCCAAACAAGGAGGUACACAAGGAAGAACCAGUGUUAUAUUUUUAUGGGAUUCCAGAAAAAGAUGGUGAAAACACAGUAGAGCUUAUCUGCAGCUUCUUAUCUGAGUAUCACUGUUUCAAUGGUAUCCAAUGCAGUAAGUAUAUAAAAGAUGCCUAUAGAUCAGAUAUUGGUAUAGGCAAGUCAUUAACACCAAGACCAGCAGUUGUGAAACUCGUCAGUUGUGAACAGAGAGACUUUAUUUUACAGAAGUCAAUUAUUCUGCAAAGCUCAGGGGUCCGAAUCACUACCAGUGAAGAGCAAAAGAGGCAAAGUGACCAGAGAGGCCACAAAGCAGAUUCAGUCUCUUUGCAGUCUGGCUUGAAGAAAAAUAAUUGCAAUUCAGCGAAUCUUGAUGCGUCGCAGAGAACUGAUGCAGCUGAGCGCCUUCGGACUGACUCAUGCCAGGUUAAGAAUAAAAGCACAAGUAGAAAAACACAGUGUGUAGGGGAGAGAUCUGAUUCUGUGCAGAAGUCAACUUUGAGUAAGAGAAGCAACUCGAUGUCUGAAGCUGGGAAGGAAGCACAAACAAUAGGCUGCAAUGAACAGCCUUCAUACGAGAGUGACUUUCAUAAGGCUCUUCAUGAAACUCCAGAAAGCUCUCCAGAAAUUACCAGUUUGGCCAAAUCAAGUGAUAGAAAUUACUGCUGCUCAUCUGAGUUUUUGGGCCGUGCAAAUCAGAUGUGUACUUCAAGCAGUGGAAGUGAACACAAGCAUGAUGCUGAGAGUGUCACUGAGAAUGGUUCUUCCCUUCUAGGUAAAGAUGAGAAGAUAACUGCAGAAAAAAUUGAAAUAGACUGUGAUACCCCAUGCAAAUUUACCAAUGUGGAGAAGGUUGACACUCAAAGAGAAGACGUUUCUAGUGGAGUGACAACCAUUAGCUACGAUCGUACGACAGAUGAACUGGCUGAUAGUAGUGACAGCUUGAAAGAUAUGAUCCAAAUGGACCUGAAUGAUCAAGAUCCAACCGAUCAGGUCUUUAGGGAUGUCCUGGAAAAUUCCCAAUAUUUUCUUGACCAUUCCCGGGAUAACAUUGAUCUUGUAGACAUGAAGUUUUACACUAAUAAGCUUGGGAAAGCCAUUAAUCACUUCAGGUCUGCUCUGCAAGUGGUGUUUCACAAACUGGAGACAAGCGAUUCUGAAAUGCUUUUGGAAAAUGAUAGUGGCUUACAGAUGGAUGAUGACAAUACACUUAUGCUGACCAGUUCAGGUAUGUGCGGCAGCUCUGACAACUUUGCAGAAACCCCUCCUAGCCAGUCCUCUGAGAGCCAAGCAAACACAACCGCCAACAGUGAAGCGUCUGCUCAAAUGCAGUUUGUUCCUUCCAGUCUUUCCUCUGUUCCAUACGAGCCUCCUGCUUCAUGUUUGAUGCCAUCAUCUGACUGUGAAAUUCCUGCUGGGCAGCGUUCACCUCCUGAUGAAAGUGGAGUAGAUGUGAGCUCUCUGCCUGAGCAAGCAAAAGAGUGCAGACCCAUGAGCCUUGAAAAGGUGUGCGCAGAGACCAUCUACCUGAACAAGUGCAUUAACAAUUUCAAAAAUGUACUGAGGGAAAAGAGACAAAUGCGUAGGAGACUCAUAAAAGAAUUAGCACAGGAAGGAAACUGGAUUUCUGCUGAGGAGACAAAUUCAGGUAAACAAACAAAAACAUGUUUUUAAGGAGAUGUCCAUACUGGUAUCUGUGUAGACAGUAACCAAAAUCUUGCUCUGCAGGUGAACAACCAUAGAAAUUAGGAGACAAUUAUGAAGGCAAGUGUGUGCACUAUACAGCAGUACUAACAACAAAAAAAAAACCAACAACCCCAAAGUACCAAAAAACCAAAAAACAAACAAAAAAGCCAACCCUAAAAUUCAUUGUACAACACAUUGGAAUGCAAAUCAGUAAGCUUCAAAUUUUUAAUUUUUUGUGAGAGAGUGGGGGAGGAAGGAAGAUUUGCAAUGCAUCU
Gallus gallus (chicken) is the source of this 4517-nucleotide messenger RNA. Its product is annotated as protein unc-13 homolog C-like. The coding region runs from base 1744 to 4230 and encodes 828 amino acids. The transcript has 2 exons. Lineage: Eukaryota; Metazoa; Chordata; Aves; Galliformes; Phasianidae. The record is from RefSeq and is a predicted model, not a curated record.